AUGGUCGACACCAACGUCGACACAACCGUGGCGACCACAGUCAGCCCCGGCGAUGGCACGACCUUGGACGCCAUGCUCACCUGGAAGAGCGACGACGACUCGUCCGCCGGAGGCAGGCUCGCUUGCGCGCCGGGCGGGGUCUGUCCGUCCAGGGGCGCACCAGCCGAUGUCGUCGAUGCGGCCGCCGAAGAUUGCCCCGUUCUGGUCGAGGAGUGGCUCGCUGUUGGCGAUGCUUGCAAUCCUGUUGUGGAAGUCGCCAACGCCAGCGAUCCCGACCCCGACAGCGUCGCCCCCGUUGGUGGCGCGCCGUCUGACUCGGGCGCCGAACCUUCCGCGCUGGUCGUGGUCAUUGCGUUGCUUGAGCCCGGCGCGCUGCUAGACGCGUCGCGAAAGUCGGUCGUCGUCUGCGUCACCAGCGUCGGCACCGUCGAGACAAACGUCGUCGACGACCGCACGAUCGUCGCCAGCGAGCUCCGCGUCACCACCGACUCCGACACGCACCCGAUCCUGCCGACAUUCGCCAGUGCCAGGCUGGGAUCCCCCGCGACCCCCGGAGAUCGUGGCCAUCACUCGCUGCGUGCUGCAUCACACGCUGCAUGCUGCAUCGCACACGGCACCGCUCCACGCGAACGAACCAACGUACUCGGCAGACACCACCGACCGGCCGGCCUCGAGGGCGACGACGGGACUCGACAUGCAGAUGCAGGGGCCGUUGUGCAGGGCCAGCACGCCGGCGUGGACGAGAGGGAAAAGGAGGAGGAACUUCAUCGUCUUGGUGUGGGGCGCCAUUGGGCAUCGGGCACUGGGUUAACGUCGAUUGCCGGACGUCAGUUGUCAGAUGGCAAUUGUCAGACGUCAAAAGCGAAAUCGCGCACCGCAGCCGAUGCGCCAGGUACGAGGCCUCUGCCCCAGGAUGACGCCUCGCCAAGGUCUGCGUUCUAUGACCCCAGCAGGCCGUAUAAGACGUAG
Molecule: messenger RNA, 969 nt
Organism: Verticillium alfalfae VaMs.102
Lineage: Eukaryota; Fungi; Ascomycota; Sordariomycetes; Glomerellales; Plectosphaerellaceae
Exons: 4
Coding region: 1-969 (322 amino acids)
Source: RefSeq, a predicted model, not a curated record